This is a messenger RNA of Tyto alba (common barn owl), 1008 nucleotides long. RefSeq names its product olfactory receptor 14C36-like. The record is from RefSeq and is a predicted model, not a curated record. The transcript has 2 exons. Gene Ontology annotation, molecular function: G protein-coupled receptor activity; olfactory receptor activity. The coding region runs from base 1 to 1008 and encodes 335 amino acids. Gene Ontology annotation, cellular component: membrane. Lineage: Eukaryota; Metazoa; Chordata; Aves; Strigiformes; Tytonidae. Gene Ontology annotation, biological process: G protein-coupled receptor signaling pathway.
AUGUACUUCUUCCUCCUCAACCUCUCCCUCCUCGACCUGGGCUCCAUCUCCACCACUCUCCCCAAAGCCAUGUUAAAUUUACUAACAGACACCAGGGACAUCUCUUACUUGGGAUGUGCUGCACAAGUAUUUCUGUUUCUAUUUUUGUUACCAUCAGAGUUUUCUCUUCUCACCAUCAUGGCCUAUGACCGCUACGUUGCCAUCUGCCAACCCCUGCACUACGGGACCCUCCUGGGCAGCAGAGCUUGUGUCCACAUGGCAGCAGCUGCCUGGGGCGGUGGGUUUCUCUAUUCUCUCCUGCACACUGCCAACACAUUUUCCCUACCAUUCUGCCAGGGGAUUGCUGUGGACCAGUUCUUCUGUGAAAUCCCCCAGAUCCUCAAGCUCUCCUGCUCAGAUUCCUACCGCAGGGAAGUUGGGCUCCUUGUGGUUAGUGUCUGUUUAGGAUUUGGGUGUUUUGUUUUCAUCGUGCUGUCCUAUGUGCAGAUCCUCAGGGCCAUGUUAAGGAUCCCCUCUGAGCAGGGACGGCACAAAGCCUUUUCCACUUGCCUCCCUCACCUUGCUGUGGUCUCCUUGUUUGUCACCACUGGCAUGUUUGCCUACCUGAAACCCCCCUCAAUCUCCUCCCCAUCCCUGGACCUGGUGGUGUCAUUUCUGUAUUCGGUGGUGCCUCCAGCAGUGAACCCCCUCAUCUACAGCAUGAGGAACCAGGGGAUCAAGGAUGCACUGAAGAAGCUGAUUCAUUCAUCAGUGAAGACGUUUAACAGAUCAGGACUCAGUAUGGACCCCUGGGGUACAUCGCUGGUGAUCAGCUCCCGAGGGGACUUUGUGCUAUGGGUCAUGGCCUUCUGGACCCGGCCUUUCAUCCUGUUUCCAGUCCACCUCACUCAUGCCUGUGAGGCUGUGAUGGGAUUCAGUGAGAAAAGCCUUAUUAAUAUUGAGCUGAAACACGUUCCCUGCUCUCCCCUCAUCCACCAGCCGAGGCAUCUUACUGCUGUGGUGGGCUAA